AUGGCAGCAGCUCCUGUCGCGCCUCUUCCAGGUGGUGGAGUUGGAGCGGUGGCGGCUCAAGCUCCACCUCCCGCGGGUUCGGAAGACACGUGGGUAGUCAUGGAGUCCGAAGGCCCUUACAGGCGAGGAGAUGUUCUUGCUCAGGAUCCUACCCCGCUUCCCGCCAACUCCAUCGUCCAAGGGCUGAAAGCCCUGGUUCCAGCCGGCCCAGAGUUCAUCUAUGCGAAGAAGGUCAGAUCAGAGGAUGCUCCGUCCCUCAAGCUCGAUGAUCUCAGGAUCCUGCCGGUGUACUUCGAUAGCCAAGGAACUCGGCGGAGGGAGUUCAACAUUGCCGUCGGGCUGAUGAACGACACGCCUCCGCAGGGCGGAGGCCUUCAGCUCACUGGCCCGGCCACUGUCAUGAACAUCCUCAAAGGCAUGAGGGAUCAGAACUUCACUCCGACGACUUUCCACGAACACUGGUUGAGGGUUGGUGAGAUCCCGAAAGGAGACAGAUCCAUUUACAAGCACGAGUGCUUGAGCCGAAUACUCGAGGCCUUCGUGACCAUCGAUCAGGUGAAUGCCCCAGCACUUCAAGGACUGGAGCUCGUCUGUCGCCGCAUGCAGGUCAUCAGAGAAGCCCACCGCAUCUCGCCUUCUGCUCCAGAUUAUUCAGCUGCCGAUCAUUUCAUGGGGUGGCGAUACCGAAAGGCCUCACAGGUCGAUUCCGAUCUCGCGGCCCACGUUGCUACAGAACUCAAGAAUGAAGCUGCCAUAGCAAAGGAGUCGCGGAAGGCUCGGGAAGAGCAGAACCUUCGCCGCCGGCCUCCCAAAGGUCCCAAAGGUGGCGACGCCGCUCCGAAGGAUGACCGAUGGCGAGAGCUUUUUCCAAUGCCUUUCCUCCAGGAAUCCAAUGAGGUGAUCGAGGCUCUGAACGAGAUCUACCAGUCUCAGGCUAUCCAAGAGCUUCUGCGCACUAGCCUUUCUUAUGAUGGAGAAAUGGCUCCUAGUACAGUCAGGUCCUAUGACAGAGCCCUCAUCAGUCUGCCCGAUUGUGCCUCCUCACCGGUGCCGUUGGAGCAGGUGCUCGAUGAAAGCGGGCGGGAUACAGUCAAGGACCCCUUCCGGUGCAUGAUGUUGUCGGAAGAUGAGUGGGGAGAAGUGAUUGAGCAGCAUUCACCUAUCGAGCCCUACAUGGACCCUCUCCUUAAGGAUGACCUGCCUGAGUAUUCCCUGUUCAUCCAGGAUUUGUUCCACAAGAAUAUGGUCGAGUUCACAGAGGCACCCAGGGAUUGCGUCACUCCGUUUUUCGUCGCUAAAAAGUCGGGGCGACUCCGCAUGGUUCUGGACUGUCGGACUGUGAACCGGCGCUUCAGGCCUCCGCCUCCCUUGGCGCUUUCGGCCGGCUACUCCUGGUCUAGGCUGCGGGUGCCGAAAGGGAAGAAGCUCUACAUUGCCCAAAGUGAUAUUCGUGAUUACUUCUAUGCGCUGGAAAUGCCCCACAACCUUCGUCCUUUAUUUUGCCUCCCACCCGUGCCGAAACAGCUGCUUCGCGAAUGGGAUGUUCCGGCCGAUAGAGGGGGAGAUCUGGUCGGGGACAACGGGUGGGUGUGGCCAAUGCUCCGAGUCAUUCCUAUGGGGUGGAGUUGGGCAAUGUGGUUGGCACAGAAGGUUCAUGAGGAGCAAGUUCGCAUUGCAACAGGCUUCGGUCCAGAGCGCAUCCUGACGGAGGGAUCUUCAGCCCCAAGCUUGGACGAAAAUAUUCCCGUGCUCAUUCCCUAUGCGGAUAACUUGAACGUCUGCGGGCUCUGCCGAUCCGAGGUCCAGAAGGCCAAAGAGCAGGUCGUCAGCCAUCUCCAGGCGUUGGGAUUCCGUACUCAUGAGGAAAUGGACGCCGGAACUAGGGCCAUCUCCUUGGGUUUCGUGGUCGACGGGGAUGCGGGUCUUGUCUCUCCUAUUCCCGAGAAGCUGGAUAAAAUCUGCCAGGUUUUCCAAUGGCUAUCCACUCGGCCGCGCGUUGCAGGCAAGUCGGUUGAGAGACUAUUGGGGCAUGCAGUUCAUGUGGCUAUGCUUCGGAGAGAGCUGUUGAGUAUUUUUCGGUGCUUGUACGACUUCGUGCAUCAUUCGUAUUCGCAGAGAAAACGACUGUGGGCCUCCGCUGCCAGAGAGGCUCGAUGGGCAGCGCGGCUCUUGAAGCUCUGCUGCGCCGAUCUGACUCGGCAGUGGGACGGAGAAAUAACUUGUUCCGAUGCUUCUCUCUCUGGGGUUGCCGUUUGCAAGCGCUCACUCAGCCCUGAGCUCAUCGAAGAACUGGGUAGUCAAAGGGAAGUGUGGCGUUACAAGUCCUUCAACCCCACGUUGAGGCCCAGAGAUAAAGCCCUCGGAUUCGGUGAUCCUUUUACUGACCCUGCGACUGUCAAGCCGUGUCAUCCUGAAGUGGAUUUGCCAUUUACGCUUAACCGAGAAUUCAAGGAGAUCCCCAAGCAGGUGAUGGACACGAAUUCGUGGUCCCUUUCGGUUGCGGCGCACAUGACCACCCCUGAGCACAUCACACUCCUGGAGGGCAGAGGGUUCGUCGCCAGCCUCAGGCAUAAGUUACGAGCUGCGCGUAGUUUUGGAAAGAGUCACCUUCACUUGGGAGACAACUUGGGCAUGGUCCUUGCGGCCGAGAAGGGUCGUUCAGGGUCGUAUGGUCUUCUCCAAGUUUGUCGACGUUUAGCGGCUUUGACUUUGUGCUCAAACUCGCAGGUCUGCUACCGAUGGGUGCCCAGUGAAUGGAAUGUUGCGGAUGCAGGGUCCAGACGCUGGGAGGCUCUUCGAGUGAAUCAUGCUGAGGGGCGAAGUGUCCGCUCCAAAGCGAAGGAGGUCAGAGCAAAGAUCGAUGCCAGUCGAAGCCUCUUUGGCGAACCUGGAGCAGGAUCGGCUCCUUCCCAGGGCACAGGCAUCAACAGCGAAGAGGGGCAAGCGACCUUUGGGAGGAGAGAAUCGUCAAGAGAGGACUUCCAAGAGGGCUCAUUUCAUUCAGGAUCGCAUUCAACGGCCUCGCUUUCCAGGACAGUCUCUGCUGGAGCAGGAAGCGGUGACCCCAGCAGUGGGGCACGAUUACCAGAAGAGGUACACGGAGUUCACGGAAUUUGCGAAGAGGCAGCGACUACCCCUUCGUGGAGCGAAGAAGUUGGACGAGGCCUUAGUGUCCUUUCUCAACAACGCCUUCGAGCUCGGCUACGACCUGUCAGAGGCCACCAAGUUCUUCGCCGCGGUCCUCGACGCGCACCCAGGCUCUGGCCACAAGGACACCCUCCCUCGCUCCAGAAGGUGCUUGAAAGGUUGGCAUCGGCUAGAUCCGGGCAAGACACGACCGCCGCUCCCUUGGGCACUGGUAGCCCUCAUCGUAAUAGACAUGUUGCAAGCAAGAGCUCUUCAAGUGGCCGCGCUGGUGCUGUUGAUGUUCACCACGUACAUGCGGCCUGGGGAGGCUCUCAGCGUGAGAAAGGAGGACCUUAUCCUUCCCAACCGCAGCUGCAAGCAUUACAGCCUCAACCUCUAUCCAGACUUCAGGCCCGAGCGCUCAAAGAUGGGCUUAGCAGACGAGAACAUUCUCCUCGAUUCUCGCCAAGUUCCUUGGCUAGGCGAUGCUCUUCAUCUGCUGGCUCGAAAAAACGAUUGUGCCUUGCUGGAGGUGACGGUAACACAGCUCAGAAACCAGUGGGAAGCCACACUACUGAGGAUCGGUCUUCGUGGAAACCACUGCGUGCCGUACCAGCUUCGGCACUCGGGGCCGAGUCACGACCUUCUGACAAGAGCCAGGAGCAUGUUGGAAGUCAAGAUGAGAGGGAGGUGGGCGGCGGAUUCGUCGGUCAAAAGGUACGAGGCGCACGCUCGAGUGGGUCAAGAGUUCCAGGCUCUCCCAAAGAAAGUGCAGCAGAAGGCCCUAGCGGCAGCCGACAGCUUCGACCUGGUGGCCCAAAAGUUUUUUGGUGUAAAGACUCGUUAGCGCCUUGGGUCGUAGAAAUCUUUAGCGGCAGUGCAAGACUUUCAAGAACAGCUGCUCAACAUGGGUUCAAUGCGAUCGCCUUUGACAUUGCUUAUGGUCAUAAUUGUGAUGUCUUGCGCCCGUCAGUGCAAUCAUCCAUCCAGCGCUUUCUCAGGAUGCACACAAUCGCUCUUCUCUGGUUUGGAGUCCCGAGCGAAAGCUGGUCUCGAGCUCGGCGCUGGGACGGGGGGCCUACGCCUCUUCGUGCAGAUGUCUGUGUAUAUGGCCGAUCCGGCCUUUCUGGUGCAGACGUCCAAAAAGUAGAAGCUGGGAACCAACUGGUGCGUGUUACGUGCCAACUGUGCAAGUUCGCCAUUGACCAAGGCAUCUCAUGGGUUAUCGAGAAUCCUUACACUUCGCGGAUGUGGUUGACCCAAGAAGUCCAUGAAUUGCCAGCUCUCGGAGCGACGCUGCUUCGAGUAGAUCUUUGUGCAUACCGCGUGCCCUGGCGCAAAGCCACGGGUCUGCUCUCACAUGCCUUCGUUGGUUUGGACAAAGUGCUCUGCUGCUGCCGCACCAGACAUGGGCGCUGUGAAUUCUCUGGGCGCCGACACAUAGUCCUCACCGGCAAGAAUGCAGAUGGCAUGUGGUUGACUCGCAUUGCGCAGCCAUAUCCAGUCAGGCUUUGCCAUGCAAUAUGUGGCCAGUUGGCCAGCUCUCACAAUGUGGGAUAA
Messenger RNA from Symbiodinium sp. CCMP2456, 4686 nucleotides. NCBI's taxonomy places the organism in Eukaryota, Dinophyceae, Suessiales, Symbiodiniaceae. The record is from the annotation of a GenBank genome assembly.